Molecule: messenger RNA, 779 nt
Organism: Capsicum annuum
Lineage: Eukaryota; Viridiplantae; Streptophyta; Magnoliopsida; Solanales; Solanaceae
Exons: 3
Coding region: 208-564 (118 amino acids)
Source: RefSeq, a predicted model, not a curated record
ACGAGUGUGUACAUAUGUACUCCUACAUGGGCUAUAAUGAUCUCCUUUUCUUACUCUACUCAUCAAUGAAGAAAACCUACUCUUUGUACUCAACGUUUCAAAUGGUUUGAGUUUUAUUCAACAACUUCUCUUUCUUGAAAAGGGUGUCAAGAAAAUUUUCAAAAUAUAUAAAUCUUUUUUCUUGUUAGUUGUAUUUGUUCUUGCAUUAUGAAGACUUUUGGGUUCUCUUUUCUGUUCUUGAUUAUGGGGACUGCAGUUUUUUUGUCCUUUAUUUGCUUCAACACUGGAGGAAUGCAUUUCAAAUGGCAAUGCAAUGAUAUGAUAAUGAUGCCCAUAAGGAAUAGAAAGCUGCAGGUAAUUUUACUGCAGGGCAAUGGCUACGGUCCAAGCACCAAUGAGGGCGAUUCAAGCAAUUUCGGUCUGGAAGAUUAUCGACCCAUAGAUCCAGUUCCUAGCUCGAAAGCUUCCGUAAGAGCAGGACCUAUUGAGCACGGUACUCCUCUUAUGCCUUAUAUUCCCAAGCCUUCACCUCCUCCUAUUAGCUCCAAUGAUGGGCUCCCAUAAGCUCAUCUUUAGUCCACUUCGUGGUGCUAAGGUCGCGCAAAUGUAGUUUUUCUUAUGUAGCAACUUCACAAAAACUAUGUCUCGACUAAUUUUGUUGUUUUUCCUGUAUAAAUUUUGUCGAAAUACUCUGUAUUACCAUGGCAUGUAACUUAUAGUACGCCUCUAGGCGAUGCUUGCACAAGUACUCAGUUAUUUAUGUAGUUGAAUUACAUUCA